GUCUGCGGCCAGUCGCAGACAACAUGUGGACCGAGACGGCAGCUACUGUUGCGGUCCUUGCACUGGCCUUGGUCGCUACGUGGGUCUCUUCACAAGACGUGCCGGGGUAUCCACCGCCGGACGUGUACAGCCUCCACGUGGUGAGCCAUGUGCGGAACCGGUACGCCAGGACUGUGGUCACCAGCAGGGUGGCCAACACCGCCAACGUGUCCAGAGAAAUCAGCUUCGACGCCGUCCUGCCGGAGACGGCCUUCAUAUCGGGAUUCGUCAUAGAGAUGGACGGCAAGGCGUACGAGGCGUACGUGAAGGGGAAGGAGGAGGCGCGCCAGGAGUACCGGCAGGCCGUGGAGGGCGGGCAGGGCGCCGCGCACGUGCAGCUCAGCACCAGGGACUCAAACGUGGUAUCUGUGUCGGUGAACUUAGAGGCGCAGAAGAAGGUGACCUUCAAUCUGACGUACGAGGAGUUGCUGCAGAGGGAGCUGGGCGCAUACCACCUGCGCAUCAACCUCAAUCCCGGACAGAUCGUGAACGACUUAUCUGUGGAGGUGCACAUCAACGAGACGAGUGACAUCACCCUCCUCGAAGUCCCCAGUCUGCAGCAAAGCAACGAGGUCAUAGACGAAGAGAAGAACUCUACUAACCCUCUGGCGCACAUGGAGAGGCCUUCGGCCACGACAGCCGUGGUGCGGUGGUCUCCCAGCAGGGAGGAGCAGGCGGCGCUGAGGGCGGAGGGCGUACAGGGGCAGCUGCUGGUGCGAUACGAUGUCGACCACGCCGACAGCCCCAACCAGAUACUCGUGAGUGAUGACGGAUACUUCGUGCACUUCUACUCGCCGCCGGACCUCCCGCCGCUGCCCAAGUACGUCGUGUUCGUGCUGGACGUGAGUGGGUCGAUGGGCGGGCGCAAGAUAGAGCAGCUGAGGCAGGCCAUGGGCUCCAUCCUGGACGAGCUGCGCCCGCGGGACAACUUCACGCUCAUCACGUUCUCCUCUGAAUCGCAGGUGUGGUGGCCGGGUGCCGGCGUGAAGGUCCCUUCCUCCUCGUCAGACCAGCACGUGUCCGGCGCACUCAACGUCACCGCCGCUGUGGUCGCCGCCACCCCUGAAAACGUCGUCCUCGCUAAGGACUACGUCACAUCUCUGGAGGCCGGGGGAGGUACGGCGAUGCACGACGCGCUGGAGACGGCGCUGCGCGUGUCACAGGAGGCGGCGGGGGCGGCGCAGCUGGUGCUGCUGACGGACGGACAGCCCAGCGGGCCGCCGGACGACAUCGAGCGCGACUUCAGCGCCGCCAACGCGGUGAGGGGAGCCACGCUGUUUACGCUGGCGUUCGGCGAAGACGCGGACUUCGGGUUCCUGCGGAGGCUGGCGCUGCGCAACGGCGGCUUCGGCAGGCGCAUCUACGAGGCGGCGGACGCGCACCUGCAGCUGCGCAACUUCUACCGGCAGGUCGCGUCGCCGCUCCUCUCCAACGUCAACUUCACGUACGGGGACGGACAGGUGGAGGAGGAGACCCUGACGCGGACAAGGUUCCCUACGCUGUUCCGCGGCAGCGAGCUGGUGGUGUCUGGUAGACUGCAGCCUGCGGCGCCGCUGCUGGAGCCCGUGGUGGUGGGGGAGGGCCGCCAGCGCUACAGGUCGCCUGCCAGGCUGCAGAAGGCCUCCUCUGGGGAGCGCCUCUGGGCCUUCCUCACUGUGCGACAGCUGCUGGACAUGGACGCCGCCACCCCCAACCAGACCCUCAAGGACAGGGCCAAGGAAGUCGCUCUGAAAUACUCCUUCGUAACUCCCGUGACAUCAUUGGUGGUGGUGAAGCCUAACGACACGUCUGCUGUGGACCUGGAACGUGCUGGGGGGAACCGAAGAGGAUACCCAGCGCGUUCGGCUCUCCGACAUGGAUAUUCUUCAACGUAUGCUUUGAGGAGGCGCCCGCAUACUCACCGACCUUCGCACCAACAGUAUAUUCCUCAAAUGUCUUCUUUGAGGAGCGUCUCACAUAAUUCCGGACCUUCGCAUCAUCAGCAGAUUCCUCAAAAACCUCAGAAGAGGCUGAAUAUCUCUGACAUCGCCUGGAUCGACAGCCUCAAAAACGUCUCACACGUCACGCUGGAGGUGAAUGGAACUGCGCAGUCCUAUAAACUGGCUGUCAACCAGACAGAGUUGCAGCUGCGUAAGUGCACAACCCCUGUAGCAGGUCCCGGACAGUGCCGCCACCUGGCCAACUGCGUGCUGUCCAACUUCACUCGGAGCCUCGAUGACUUUCUGCCCUACUUCUGCGUGGUCGAUGACAGCUUUGUUGGAGUGUGCUGUCCAGACGGGGCGCAGGACACCAGCCUCGUUGGGUGAAGGGGUGGUUGCUGCUCACAGCGCAGCGUCCGUCUGUCGCUGGGUCGCCUUGUGGCCUUGUGUACGGAUGCACAGUGAAUCUGGUUACUGCUAGCCCAAGCUAGUAGACACAGGAGUAAACUUUUUUCCAAUCCUGUAAAAUUCCACGAAAUAAAUGUUUGCUGCGACAUA
Molecule: messenger RNA, 2516 nt
Organism: Schistocerca gregaria
Lineage: Eukaryota; Metazoa; Arthropoda; Insecta; Orthoptera; Acrididae
Product: inter-alpha-trypsin inhibitor heavy chain H4-like
Exons: 17
Coding region: 24-2345 (773 amino acids)
Source: RefSeq, a predicted model, not a curated record